AACGCGGAACGCCUUGCUAAUGUCAAACCGAAGGUUUGGGCGGAUUGUUUACAAAGAGAAAAGUUGUUUACGGAACCAGGCAAGCGGCAUAAGUUUUACUUCUAACUUUUAGCAGCAAAUACAGCCAUUACCCUAACUAGCCUGUGCCGAAUGGCUGCCACACGGGAACGCCGCUCAAAUGCCGGCCGACGGAUGGCCACCCUGCUGAACGAGGAGGAAGAGGACGAAUUUUACAAAACUUCCUACGGCGGCUUCAGCGAGACGGCGGACGAUGGCGACUACGUUCAAAAGAAUGACGACGAGGAAGAUAUCGUCGAUUCCGACUUCAGCAUUGACGAAAACGAUGAGCCCAUUUCCGACGCGGAGGAGGAACCGGCGAAAGGUAGCAAACGCCGGAAGGUGGGCACGGUGACGAAGGCGUAUCGAGAACCGGCCCCCAAGAAGCAGGCCCCCGCCAAAGCGAAGGAACCGAAGGCAAAAGCCGAACGACAGUCGACGCUGCGCAAGCGGCCCAAGUUUACCGUGAUCGACUCGGGGCGCAAAUCGUUCCGCAAGUCGACGGCGGCCAAAACGGCCGCCACGCAGAGCCGGCUCAAGCAGCGGUUCGAGGCGGAACGGAAGCGGACGCGCGUCAUCCGAACGGAGGAGUACAUCCCGACGCAGGAGGAGCUGCUGGAGGAGGCGGAAAUUACCGAGCGGGAAAAUAUUAAAUCUUUGGAACGCUUCCGAAGGAUGGAGCUAGAAAAGCAGAAAAUUAGACCGACGAAAAAGAAGUUCACCGGACCGACGAUUCGCUACUUCUCCACCGCCAUGCCCAUCAUCGAGGAGGUGUACGAUAGCAACACCGAGGUGGACCCACUCAGCAUAAGCGACCCGAAGGAGGCGGAGGAUACGAACGACAAAACCGCGAGAGAAAAGACUGUAAAACGAAGCAGAAGCAAGAAAACCACCCUGAUGGAGGUAACCGGCCAGUACGAGCGCACGUUCAUCACGUUCGAGAACGACAUCGACAACAAGCUGUUCGAGUCGUACUUCCCCACGCCGGACGCGGCCCGCAAGCAUCGGCAGAUCUGUGCCGUCACGCGGCUACCGGCCCGCUACUACGACCCGAUCACGCAGCUGCCCUACCGCAACAUGCAGGCGUUUAAAAUCCUGCGCGAAGCGUACUACCAGCAGCUGGAGGAGCGCGGCAACACGGACAAUCCGGACGUGGCGCGAUGGUUGGAGUGGCGCAAAAAGAUCAAGGAGUAUCGGAUGACCGCAAUGAAGAAGCUGCAGCCUCCGAAACCUCCGACGACGGUGGCGUCGGCAGUGGCAACGACGGCGGUAAGUGCAACCGGGAGUGUGGGAAAAUGAAUCUUCUUUCCUUGUUUUUUUAUUUUAGAGAUAAUUUUUAAGAACGAAAAACACCCGAUGCGAUAGUAUAAUAAAGUGGCUGUAACGAGAGAGAAACUGUACGCUUCACAUUUCUAAGCUAAAUUGGCAAUUUAUUUGUUUAAAUAUGUGUGUGUGCGGUGUGUGUCCCCUUUUUCCAGGGGGCCUUUUGCGACACUUACGAUCGACGAUAUUAAAAAGCCACACAAAACCGAAAAACAAAACACACAAUGCAACUAUCACAUUCACAUCAGACUAUCUCCUUUUGCCUAGGGUGCUGGCUGGUUGGCUGGCGUUCACUCUCUAGUGCGAAUGGAGGGAGGGGUGAAACACCCACUCUUUCUACCCUCCACGAACCCUAGCCCUAGCCCUAUCUCAACACUAUCUAUCUAUUAAUCAACGACACAUCAACGGCAACAAGUUACACACAGGAUAGGCGGUUUUUAUAUUAGUUUUUUUUUUUUGCUAGACAAAAGUGCUGCAUGGGCUGUGUGCUGGAUGCAGCUGCCCCUUUGGCGGCUUUAGCAUUAAAAUGCGCAAAUAUUUUUCUAUGUUUUUUAAAUAUGGUUUCAUCAUAGAGUCGGUCUGUGACAAUCCUUUCCAAAGUUGAUAGUUUGUUUUUACUUUUCAUCAACAGCGCUAAUAAUACAAUUCUUUUGGUUAUGGCACAUCUAAAACACAUCUUCCUCCUUCAUGGCAUUUUAAAACACGUAAAACACGGUAAUCAAACAAUGUGUAACACUUGUCCAUUUGGUAUAUAUAAUAAUAUAUAUAAAAAAACAACACGAAAAUCAUUUCCCCAUUAUUCUACCCACAAAGUUAACUAUUUGCUUCUGUUCUAUUCCGGUGGCUGGGUGUAGUAGCUAGCUAGCUGCUAAUCGAUGUAUGAUUUCCUUUUAUUUCUUGUUUUGGACUAAAAACUGGUGCCGUCUGGUGCAGUUUGAAAAGUCGUUUAGAUGGAUUUGUUUUUUUCUGUUCUAUUAAAACGCUCUAUUUUCAAUGCAACAACACAUCAACUGGAGCGAGCGCGGGAGAGUUUGGCCCUAGCCAAAAAAGAAGACGGUAAUAAAUCAUCCACAGAGAAAACAAGGUUUUCCCGUUUUGGACGGAAACCGAGACACACGGUUCAAAUCAACAACUGUUGUUAAUUAAUUAACAGUAAUUUCUAAACAUUUGUUUGUAACAUUGAGGAAAAAUACUUAUCAAACCAAUAUUUAGUCAAAACUCUCCAGUGAUGUCCGCUAUUUAUCUCUCUCAUUGUUUCAAGUGUUCCUGCUGAAUUGAUUGUUUUUGGUACGGUUUAUCUAUUGCCUUUCUUCCGGUUGUCACUAACUCACUCCACAAAAAACUGCUACUAUCUACUGUAAAAACAAACAAACCAACAACCACCAAAGACUUCAUUACUACCAACCACAAUUAACGGACAACAGAUAGCGGCUAACACGUGCUCACCAACAUCAACUCUAAGUAUAACACACCCACCCUAAGAUUUGUAUAUGUAUAAAUCUCGUACCUUGUACAAAAUAACGCACGAAAAAACAAACCUAUCAAACUUGUUGUUACAUCGGAGGUGUUUCAAUCUUAUCAUCGGAACAACAUCUUCAGCCGGCGAGUCGAGUGU
Messenger RNA from Anopheles coluzzii, 2995 nucleotides. RefSeq names its product vacuolar protein sorting-associated protein 72 homolog (gene YL-1). Gene Ontology annotation, molecular function: ATP-dependent H2AZ histone chaperone activity. The coding region runs from base 151 to 1356 and encodes 401 amino acids. Gene Ontology annotation, cellular component: nucleus. Gene Ontology annotation, biological process: chromatin remodeling; regulation of DNA-templated transcription. The transcript is spliced from 4 exons. NCBI's taxonomy places the organism in Eukaryota, Metazoa, Arthropoda, Insecta, Diptera, Culicidae. The record is from RefSeq and is a predicted model, not a curated record.